AAGGAGUCGUCUGAUGGUUAUGGGGUCAGCGGGUUGUCUGGAGGCCACGGGGUCAAGACGGCCUCCAGACCCCAAAGGGACGAGGCGUCACCCGACGGUUACGGGGUCAAGGGGUCAUCGGAUUCUUAUGGGGCCAAGACGGCCUCCAGGCCCCACAGGGACGAGGCGUCACCCGACGGUUACGGGGCCAAGGAGGGCUAUGGGGCCAAGGAGGGCUAUGGGGCCAAGGAGGGCUAUGGGGCCAAGGAGGGCUAUGGGGUGAAGGGUUCGUCGGACUCCUUCGGGGCCAAGACGUCCUCCGGCCCCCACAGGGAGGUGGAGGUUCUCCUUGGGGCCGUUAGGGACGAAGGUUCCUAUUUCCUGGUCUACGGGGUCCCGGGUUUCGGGAAGGACAACGAAAGCCUGAUCAGUAGAGAGGAAUUCCUGGGGGGGGUCCGGAUGGGGGUCCCUCAAGCCAACGACUUGGCAGCCGAGGCCGUGGUCCUUCAUUACACCGACUGGAUGGACGCCGACAACCCGAUCAAAAACAGGGAGGCUCUGGACGACAUCGUGGGGGAUCACAACGUCGUCUGCCCCCUGAUGGCCUUCGCCCAGCGCUGGGCUCAGAGGGGGGGCAGAGUUUACGCUUAUCUCUUCGACCACCGCGCUUCGACCCUGCUGUGGCCCCCUUGGAUGGGGGUCCCGCACGGCUACGAGAUCGAAUUCGUGUUCGGGCAGCCGCUGGAUCCUAAAAAGAAUUACACCAGGGAGGAGGUGGAGCUCAGCAGGAGGAUCAUGCGGUACUGGGGGAACUUCGCCCGAACCGGGUAGGGUGCA
Messenger RNA from Meleagris gallopavo (turkey), 816 nucleotides. Lineage: Eukaryota; Metazoa; Chordata; Aves; Galliformes; Phasianidae. The record is from RefSeq and is a predicted model, not a curated record.